AUGGACUCUUUGUCCCAGCCCCCACCACCUACCGCGUCGUCAUCCUCAUCAUCCGAAUUUCGGGGAGAUAUGUUCAUCCAUCCACAGGUCCUGAAUGAUGAUCCAGAGCUGCAAAGAGCCCAUCUAAACUGUAGAUUUUUAGAACCGACUUAUAAUGCGGUGGGUUGUUCAGUCACCUCCGCUCCCGCCAGCAAGAGGCCAACCGAAAGUUUGUGGCCUAAUUCGGACAACAUAUCACCCAGGUACCUCAAUCCGGAGGAAUUUUUUACUGCCGUCGGACCCACGCGACGUACGGAACAUCCCAGAGACUCAGCCUGCCUUCAUGACUCGGGACGCAUUGGUCAGGUGGCAGUUCCAGGGCGGCCACCAGCUAGCUCCGAGGAAGUCCGAUUUGGGGCAUUGUCGUUGACUUCUGAUGCUAACACUAAUAGACGAUCUGCCCGUAUGACACCUGUGGAAAUCAACUCGCUUCAAAGAGGACACGUGACCGCUGACUGUUCAUUGACGCCAAUUGGAUAUCCUAAUUUUUCCGGAUGGCAUCAGUUCAGUUAUUUUACGAAUUCGGAUGGCGUAAACUCUGCUCUUCCAUCAGGAGGACCAUCGACGAAUGUAACCGAGAUCCCUCGCGAUGGUGGAACUUUGAAGCAGGAGUGGCCAUCACAGAAUCCCACUGACAGCUUCUACUCCGAAGAAGAGGAGGAAGAGAGGGGAGCGGACGAAGAGAGGGAGGACGACAAUUCCCAGGACACUACUUCCAGUGGAUCUGAGGUUUACGUUGGUACAGAGAAUGCUUACAGGAGCGAGUACAUGAAGAUGCCCAAUCUCCAGGCAAUGAGAAACAUUAGUACUUUACAGUCGGCCUAUAAUCAUGUACCGGGCCGGGCAAUCAGUUCGCUCAUACCUCCACUUCAAACCUACCCUGAACAGGGCCGGCUUGAUAAUUCCUUCUACUGA
Dibothriocephalus latus is the source of this 954-nucleotide messenger RNA. Lineage: Eukaryota; Metazoa; Platyhelminthes; Cestoda; Diphyllobothriidea; Diphyllobothriidae. The record is from the annotation of a GenBank genome assembly.